Pectinophora gossypiella (pink bollworm) is the source of this 4491-nucleotide messenger RNA. RefSeq names its product SWI/SNF-related matrix-associated actin-dependent regulator of chromatin subfamily E member 1-like (gene Bap111). Gene Ontology annotation, cellular component: SWI/SNF complex. The record is from RefSeq and is a predicted model, not a curated record. The coding region runs from base 156 to 2243 and encodes 695 amino acids. Gene Ontology annotation, biological process: negative regulation of DNA-templated transcription. The transcript is spliced from 15 exons. Gene Ontology annotation, molecular function: nuclear receptor binding; nucleosomal DNA binding. Lineage: Eukaryota; Metazoa; Arthropoda; Insecta; Lepidoptera; Gelechiidae.
AAAAAAAAAAAGCAGAAAUCAUGGCGUCGUCCGUAUAAAGAAAGUGACGCUACGCUUGGUUAAUUGAUGAAUUUAUUGAUAUAUAACGUUGAUUUUUCAGAUAUUUGACCAGAGUACAAAUAUUCACACGUCAAUAAAUAAGCGGACGUGAAAUCAUGGCUGCCCCAAACUACAAACAGAAUACAUCCAUGUCGAUGCCAAGCCCCCAGAGCAAUCCGCACUACAUGAUUGCGGGGCCCCCAAUGAGUUUCGGUAUGAUGAAAGGCGGUAUGAAUGCACCGCCGCCGCACCAUAACCAAUACCAGUACCACCCGCAAUACCAGGGUGGACCCCAGAUGGGUCACCCAGGUCACCCGGGGUAUGGGUGGCAGCAGAAUCAACAGCCACAGGCUCGUUUCGGUGCAGAGAGCGCGCGGCGCGCUGCUACCGGGGGCGCCGCCGGACAGGGCGCUCAGGCCGGGAAGGAUGAUAAGACUAGUCCGUUCAUAUCCACGGUGCAUUCACACCCUGGCUUCCAACCGCAGAAGAUUGGCAAAGGAUCUCCUAUUGGUGCGGGGCUCCCCAAACCGCCGAAGCCGCCGGAAAAGCCUCUGAUGCCUUACAUGCGCUACUCACGCCGCGUGUGGGACAGCGUGAAGGCAGCUCAUCCGGACCUCAAGUUGUGGGAAAUAGGCCGCAUCAUCGGUGGUAUGUGGAGGGACCUGCCUGAGUCUGAGAAAUCUGGGUUUGUCGAUGAAUAUGAAGCUGAGAAGUCGGAGUACGAAAAGAGUCUAAAGGCAUACCACAACUCCCCCGCCUACCUCGCUUAUAUCGCCGCCAAAAACAAGGCAGUCGUGGGUAACCUUGAAGACGAGAGCUCUAACAAGAAGGGCAGCUCACAGAAGGAACAGCAGCAGCAAGACAGAAGAAUUGACAUCCAGCCCGCGGAAGACGAAGAAGAUCAAGACGAGGGUCUGUCAGUGAAGCACGUGUCCUACGCCCGCUACCUGCGCAACCACCGGCUCAUCAACGAGAUAUUCUCCGACACCGUCGUCCCUGACGUGCGCUCUGUCGUCACCACUGCUAGGAUGCAGAUCUUAAAGAAGCAAGUGCAGUCGCUGACGAUGCAUCAGAAGAAGCUAGAAGACGAGCUCCAGCAGAUAGAGGAGAAGUUCGAGGCGAAGAAGCGCAAGUUCAUCGAGAGCAGCGAGUGCUUCCAGGAGGAACUUAAGAAGCACUGCAAGCCAGCGGUGGACGAGGAGACGUUCGGCCGCAUGGUGGAGCGCGCGCUGGAGCAGAUGCGGCGCGGCGUCAACCCGGCGCACGCGCUCACGGCCAACGCCAACCCGCCCGUCGCCACCGCUGAGAAGAAGGAUGAGCCAAUGGAGACGGACCAAAACCAGAAGCCGGAGACCAACGGACCCAACGCCCCGACACAGGUGGACAAGGUGUCCACGAGCGAAGCCAAGACCGACGGCGCUCCUGAGCCCAGCAAGGAAGAGGACAAGAAGGAGGCACCGCCUAACGGACUCGCCGCAGACGGCGAAGGUGAACGCAAAGAAGACAAGCUACAAGACAUAAAGCCGGAUAUCAAAGAUGGCAUGGUCCCGGCUCCGGGGGCGCCUCCUAUGGGCGCGCCGCCGAUGGGGGGACCUCCAAUGGGUCCUCAAGGUCCACCAGGGCCUCAAGGUCCGCCGGGGCCCACAGGUCCGGCGGGACCCCCCGGUGGUCCUAUGCCUGGUGGGCCUGUACCUGGAGUCCCCGGGGCGCCUCCUGGACAACAUAUGGCGUCUCCUCCGCACCAUGCUAUGAUGAUGCCUCCAAACCCGAACGCGCCGCCACAUCCCGGAGCACCACACCCUGGUCCGCCGCCAGCAGUCGGCGGCUACGGCGCCCCGUACGGCGGGCGCUACUACGGCGGCUACGCGGGCAGCUUCCCGGGCGGCUACCCCGCGCACCCGUACUACGGCUCGGGGCCCGAGCACUACGCGCCGCACCCGCACCACGCCGCGCUGCCGCACGCGCCGCCGCUGCACGCGCCAGGCCAGCACGCGCCGCCGGGCUCGCACGCCCCCGCCCCGCACGCACCCAGCCCGCAUCCGCCCGGCCCGCACGCGCCGCCACACGUGGCUGGCCCGCACGUGCCCCCGCACGCGCCCAUGCCGCCGCACGCGCAACACCCGCAGCACCCGCCGCAUCCCGCACCCAUGCACCACGAGCCCGCCAAGCCGGAGGAGCCGCCUGCGAAGAAAGAGGCCGAAUGAUUGUCACCAAAACGCGUCGUCAAACGACGGCGCAAGUCCUCUUCGAAGGACGCCCAGUAGACCGUCUACUAGAUCAGUAGACCAUCUACUUAUCGCUGCUUGAGAGACAGUAUUCAGUGAUCAGUGACGGACUAUAGACUAUGAAACCGGUUUCUAGUGGAUAGAACUGUGUAACUAAAGUUUUGACUAUAAAAUCUUUAAAGGGACCUACGUCUGAGCGAGGAAAGCGGAGGAACACAGGCAGAUAUAAAGCAAUAACAUUGUUUGAAUCAUGCAUCAUUCCUCCUCAGGCAAUGAUUAUUGGUUCCUAUCUUACACGACCUCUAGUCUCAGUAGUACGGUUGUUUUGUCCGGUCACGUACUACUGAGCCCUUUUUAGUCUCAUUAGUACGGUUAUGACUUCAAACCGAACUGUUGAGCCUAUAGCUGUAGUUCGGUUAGUGGUGGGCAAAACCUGGUGUGACCACGAGUCCGAAGGGCUUUAAAUAACAGCCGGCAUUCGGGCAAAGCUCACUCUGCAGUGAAUGUUGGCAGAAGAACAGGUUCUAAUUUUUUCACAAAGAAAAUGAUUUUGGUUCCGAUUUUUACUAUUAAAUAUGAGUACUGAAGUAGUACUGAGGUACUGAAGUUAAGUACAAGAAGUAAGUAAGUUAUGUUAUGUUUUUUUACAAAGAAAAUUAUUUUCGUUCAAUAUUAUUUACUAUUUUAAAAAAAAUAUAUAUAACCUAUAAUAACCAAAAAAGUCACAUAAGUUCGGUUUGACGUCAUAACCGUACUAAUGAGACUUUUUUGGUAUCAGUAGUUCGGGGCCGGACAAAACAACCGUACUACUGAGACUAGAGGUUACACGACUCCUUCGCUUCGUUUAGGUAUAGUUUUAAAAAAAUCUGUCUGGACUUAGAAUAGAGGUACAAGUGAUUAGAACGAAUAGUGAUUGGCGUAAAAUUAUCGCCUUCACAAAGUUAAAGAUAGUAUGACGUAUUUAUAGGGAAUGAAUGCUUCUAAAGCCAGUAACUAUAGCACUUGCUUCGUAUUCAAGCAUUUAUAACAAAUGUGGAAUGUCGACUUUUAAUUAAAAUUAAAAAUAAGGAUGAAAAUACUGAGGGGUUAAAAUGGCCACAUCGAAGCGAUUCAUCUAAAAAAGCAAUAUUGUAAUGAAAGUAAGUGCGCAAUGCAAAAUGUCAAAUUGCAAUAUUGCUUUUUAAAUGAAUUGCUUUGAUGUGGCCUUUUUAUCCGCCCUGUUAAGUUUAGGCGUCCAUAUUACUUUUAUUACAUGAUUACAUUGGGAUGGUAACCUAUUAUUGUAAAAGUAUCUAUGACUAAGUAAAAGGAAAUCUAUCACCAUGUAAAGGCUCGAUUGGUUACAAGGGGUGGAUCUGCUUACUCCAAGAUUUUGAUGUACUGUAUGUAGGUAUAGAGAAGUGCUAGUAAUGACAACACAGUUGUUAAAAAAUUUAGAAGAUAACGUGAUUAGGAACAGUGUUCACUUGAGUAAAAUCGUCAUGUAAUGUAUUAAUUAAACAUCAAUUUAUUUACAGCUUUUAUACAUUUAAUAUUGAUUCAGCUGAUAUUAAGGACUACAUUUGUUAUACAAACGUAAAUAAUAGGCGGUUUUACGACAUAAAAAUAGAAUAAAUAAUAUUGAAAGAUAGGCAUUGCUAUCAUAUUUGUGUUACACAUAUAAGCUCAAAUGACUACAUGAUAAGAAAAAUCCAAUAUAGGUUAGCAUCUUUCAUGAAACUAUGAAAAGUGAACACCAUUUUACUUAAAAGGUGUUCAUUUUUCUCAUCGUCAAUCAUCUUUCAUCAUCACCCAAUUCUUGAUUUCACCAUUUCUCAUCAACCAUUUUCACUAAAGAAGCUAACCUAUGUUUAGGCCAGCUCGCUGUAUAACGCGUGCUCAAUCUUUUUCUUAGACGUUUGUUUGCGCUUUACCUCAUGGCUGUAAGGCCCUAUGUCCUUUUAAGAUCUAUUGUUUAACUAUUGUGUCUGGAACACCGAGGAUAUUUUAUAAGCGUUAGACAGCGGCUGGCCUCACCUAAUAAUAUAGUAUAGCAUGUACAUAAACAAAUUUGUAAGCUUUAAGUAUAUUUUUACACAGUCUAUCUGUUAUCGUCUUGAAUGCGAUUGCUGUUUCUACCGAACUCUACUAUGACGGGCCGGCCGCUCAGUAUAGUACCGUUCACUUCUUCCAGUGCGCGUAUCGCCAGAUCUUCAGCUGAAAAUAUGCAAAUAAAAUUAAUAUUGUA